AUGACUCGUCGCGAUCAUCUGUCUUCGACACGCUUCGAUCAGCUUCGGGAGAUCGUCAAGCGCAUCACGAGAGUGGCGAACAUACUGGUUCCCGAUGACAUGGGGGUCCACUUACGGUUCAUCAACCACCCCAGGGUUUACGACCACCUGAAUACCGCACAGACCGAGAACGCUAUGCGUCUUGUUUAUCCCACCAGCGGAACGCCUUCAGGAACUGUUCUCGAAACCAGAAUCCUGCGACCGCUGGUGUACAAUCUCCUCGACAACCCGAGAGGCCCUCAACUCAGGCGUCCGCUCCUCAUAUGUACCAUCACGGAUGGUGCCCCCACGGACGGCGACGCCUUCAAGAAGGCCAUUCUGAAAUGCAGACGCCGUAUCGUCGCGGCGGGAUAUGCACCGAAAACCGUCAUGUUCUCAAUCAGUCAUAUUGGACAGGAUCGCCACGCUGCGCAAUUCAUCCAGUCCCUGAGGAGCGACGGGGAAAUCAAAGACGUUAUAUACUGCACAAGCGACAGUAUCGACGGGAAAUUCUACGAGUUGAGGGAUAACGAGCGAGGCUUGGAGGUUUGGCUCCUCGAGCUACUGACGAAUGGUCUCAAUUAA
Messenger RNA from Punctularia strigosozonata HHB-11173 SS5, 603 nucleotides. RefSeq lists its product as uncharacterized. NCBI's taxonomy places the organism in Eukaryota, Fungi, Basidiomycota, Agaricomycetes, Corticiales, Punctulariaceae. Bases 1 to 603 code for a protein of 200 amino acids. The record is from RefSeq and is a predicted model, not a curated record. The transcript has a single exon.